AUGUCUGAACAAGAGCGUAUACAGGACUGUCUGAGGAAAGAGAUAAGGUCACUUCUUAUUUCCACUAAAGAUGGUUUGACCCCACAACAGUUGGAGAAGGAGUACCUUUUGAUGGUUGGUAACCAUCUACCGCUCCGAAUCCUUGGAUAUCGGUCCACUAUGGAGCUGGUGUUGGAUAUGCCUGAUGUGGUUAGUGUCUGCCCCUUUGGGGAUGGUAACAUCAUACUGAAAGCCAUUCCAGAUGAGUCCACCAAAGGAAUAGCAAGUUUAGUUGCAAAGCAGAGGAGGAGCCAUAAGGUCCGAAACUCCAUGCAGAAGGGAAGAAGCAGUGCUUGCUCUGGCCGCAUACCUUACCGUGGAAGGGUGCCCCCUAUACUUCCGGCUGUUGUGAAGAGUGAGUUGAAAGACCUUCUGGCCUUGUCCCCUGUUCUCCUCUCUGACUUUGAAAAGGCGUUUGCCAAGCGUUUCGGACGAUCGUUCCAGUACAUGCAGUACGGAUUCCUCUCUCUGUUUGAAGUGCUCAAUGCAGCUUCCGAUGUCAUUUCUGUAGAGCAGACCAGAGCGGGUUCUUUGUUGACACUAAAAAAGAGUGUCUCAGAGGAAAAGCAGAGAGGAUGGCCAGCAGGUAAAAUUUUUACCCAGCCAUUUAGAAUGAAACAACAGGGCUCCUAUUCUACUGGAUUCCCAGUAACGAAGACACGCUUUUCACAACCCACUUCAAAUAUGGAACCACCCAAGCAAGUACUGAACAUGGAGAAGAUGCCCACAUUUAAUACAGUGGAGAUUUCAAGGCUGAACCACACUGAAAAAUUAAACCAGUUGGAGAACACAUUCAAAUCAGUUAUUGCCCAGAUUGGACCUGGUGGGACUAUUGAUCCAGACCUAAAACAUAAGAUAAAAUUUGUUGUAUCGAAGUUUCCACAAGGUUUGUUUAUUUCUAAACUGCUUGGAGAGUUUGAGCUAAUUUUUAAAGAGCAACUUUCACCAAAACAGUUAGGGUUCUUAAAUGUGACAGAACUUGUUGGCGCUCUCAGUGACAUUCUCCGGGUUGAGUUCAGUGAAGAGAAGCAGGACUUGCUAGUGUUUGAUGCUGAUCUGAAGCCAGUACCACCUGGUGGAACACUUUCAUCAGUCAGAAAUUCGUGUUUAGUUCAACCAGACAAGAAAACAGAAGCCAGCGCCUGGGUCUCCAGUCCCUCCAGGAAUCCACUGUCUGCUGUAGCAGUUAAGAAGACUACGUGGGAUUGCCCUUUGAUGAACCACAAGGAACCAGAACAGAGAAUCUACAAGAAGCCUAACCUUGUGGUAAAGCCUUUACAGCUGCAAGUAGAAAUAAACAAGCCCCAGCUCAGCUUGUCGGUGGCAAACCAUGAUAUCCCACCAGAUGCUGUCCGUGCAAAGAAAUUGUGCAGACUUCCACCAUUGGACACCAGUACCCUUGUGGGGGUCUUUGUGGAAUAUAUAAUCUCUCCUAGCCAGUUCUACAUUCGGAUCUAUAGCAGAGACUCGUCAGAGUUGCUUGAAGAUAUGAUGAUUGAAAUGCGGCGCUGUUAUUCUAACCAGCUGGUUUCUGAUCGGUACAUCAUGCCAGAAUAUUUUAUUCAACCAGGACAUCUCUGUUGUGUAAGGAUUUCUGAGGACAAGUGGUGGUAUCGGGUUAUUAUCCACCGAAUCCUCGGGAAAAAGGAAGUUGAAGUGUUCUACCCAGACUUUGGAAAUAUUGGAACUGUUCAGAAGUCCUCACUGCGAUUCCUCAAAUGCUGCUACACAAAGCUUCCUGCUCAGGCUAUACCUUGCUCUUUGGCUUGGGUGAGACCAGCAGAGGAACACUGGACAUCCAGAGCUAUUUUGCACUUCCAGAAGCUAUGUGGUUUGAAGCCAUUAGUAGGGGUGGUGGAUGAAUAUAUAGACGGAAUCCUUAAUAUUUUUCUUUGUGAUACAUCCUCAAAUGAAGAUGUCUACUUUCAUCAUGUCUUGAGGACAGAGGGCCAUGCUAUUGUAUGCCGAGAAAAUGCUCCAUCCAAGGGCUUCAGUGAUCUCAACCCACUAGCGCUCUACACUAACUCCAGCGGAGUGGCCGCAGGUGACACGGUCCUCACAGAGCUGGGGCGUCCUUCUCAGCAGCACUAUUUUAACGAAGACAGGGAGAUACAGCAGCAGUCCAAGCAAGAUAUUAAUGAUGAAAAGUCUUUAAGUCACUUUACAUCUGCGUCAAAGGAAUUAUUAAAGGAUUCUCAGUUCAGUUCGUUGGAAACAUGUAAGAGCUGUGAAGGAGAUCUGCAGUGGUCCAUCCUGAAGCCCGGGGAGCCAAAGGAAGACAACGAGGAUGAGAUCCCUACUGGAAUGCCAUGCCUGGAGUCAGUGACCAUAGAUGAUGAUGUUUGGGAUGAGAACUGGCUCCCUCUACAGGCUAAAAUGGGGAAGGGCGAGGGCCCUGCCUCCCAUAUGUUAACUUCAAGCCUUGUUGGGAAGAAACAGUAUCAGUCCCAUGGAGAAAUGACACAAAAGGACUGGUGUUUUUCCGCAUCUAAAGAUAUAUGGGAUGACUCAUGGCAGCCCUUGGGCUUUGCACAUGACAUGAAGGGAGGAAUUCAAACACCUGAAGGGCCCAUUGCUCAAGAAAAAAAUAUUGGCACAACCAGAAUUAGAAAGCAAGCAGAUUUACAGUAUCCUUUGGAUUCUUCCACACUGCCCAAACUGGAAGAGUUCUACAUCUCUCUUAUCAAGUCACAGCAGUCGGCAGAAGGGAGCCAGUCGGAACCUGUCAGCAUUCAGACUCAACCCAAGCACAGUCUGCUGUCUUCGACAGUGCCCAGCUCAGCUCCUUCCAGGGUCAACUCUCCAGAAACCCACUCUGACUCUGUGGAAAGCUCUCCAGGGAGCCUAAAGAGUGAAGAUUUUUCUAGUAGCCAUGCCGACACAGUGGUCAAGGACGAGAGUCAAGGAGCCAUAGACCAGCUCUCUUUGAUUUUGUCCCCCCAGCACCAGAUUGCUCAGAAGCUCUACAUCCCUCGAAGUACAGCCACGGCUGUCUUGGGAGCUGCUGCGCGGUUAGCCACGUCCAGGAGCCUCCUGCACUGGUACCCCAGUGUGAAAGGUUGGAAGCCUGAGGGACAGGAGAUGGAGAAAAAUGAAGUGAAGUAGCGUUUGGGUAGCGAUCACGGGGUCUUUCUCUAUGACCAUAUGCUAGCUUUGUUUUGGUAACUGACCACUUUGAUGUGUAAGUAUUGAUAUUCUGUGUUAAUUUUAAUUUUUGUUCAUGAUUUUACUUCAUUUCAAAUGGUUUGGUUCACCUUUGUUUUAAUGAAGUAAUUUAAAGGAGUUUGUGUAUAUGUUUCUGUGAGUGUUUUUCUUGUACAUAUCAUGACUGAUAAAUGAAAAUUGGAAAACUAA
Peromyscus californicus insignis is the source of this 3393-nucleotide messenger RNA. RefSeq names its product tudor domain containing 5 (gene Tdrd5). Lineage: Eukaryota; Metazoa; Chordata; Mammalia; Rodentia; Cricetidae. The record is from RefSeq and is a predicted model, not a curated record. The transcript is spliced from 17 exons. The coding region runs from base 1 to 3144 and encodes 1047 amino acids. Gene Ontology annotation, biological process: spermatogenesis; germ cell development.